Myxocyprinus asiaticus (Chinese sucker) is the source of this 4737-nucleotide messenger RNA. It is a transcript of the gene dennd2b, whose product is annotated as DENN domain containing 2B. Bases 255 to 3587 code for a protein of 1110 amino acids. The record is from RefSeq and is a predicted model, not a curated record. Gene Ontology annotation, biological process: positive regulation of ERK1 and ERK2 cascade. The transcript has 21 exons. NCBI's taxonomy places the organism in Eukaryota, Metazoa, Chordata, Actinopteri, Cypriniformes, Catostomidae.
UGUGUUUGUGAGCAAAUAAACAAAAUGGCACGGACAACGGGAUGUUUCGCUCAGGUGAGGGGGUCAUCAGAGGGAGAUGACUGCCAACAAGAGCUCCAAGGCUGCACCGAGAGCAGGAGGGGCUAAAGGCCCUCAGGAAAACUCAGACAGGUGCUGUCCUGGGUGGGGGUUAGCGCUGCUGUCAUCACCUCCGGCAGGAUCUGAUGUUUCAAGGAGCAUCUGAGAUCUGAACCGCAGGACAGAGCUUACGCCAAAUGAUGUGUCAAUCUGCUGCCCAACUUCCAAUUCUUUCUACUGGAAAAGAGUCAUGUUCUUCUCACCACAGUGGGAGUGAGGACGCCAGUCAGCAGGGUAGGUACGCUAAAGCUGACCCUAAAAUCUGGACCCAAAAGAACUGGAGCUGUAAGACCGCAAGUCUGCGAAGUGGCUCUUCGCUAUACACUGACUUUGAAUCCCAAAGCAGGCUCACCAAAUCUAGGAGCAUUGCCUGUCUGGACAAGAGGCUCACCAUCUAUAAACCAUCAAGUGGAGAUAACCAGGAGCAGAAGGAGAACCUGCCAGAGCCGACCCCCCCUGUGGGGGAUGGACUAAACACUGAGCCCCUUGGUGUGAGUACCUUUUCCAUUGGACCUACUACUAACCUUGGGCACAAGCGGACACUUUCACUCAGCUGUUCUGGGACCUACAUUUCAUCUGUCACAAUACGCAAAAAGAUCUCAGAAUGGGAGGGUCGGAAGGUGGCUCUGCCUAGGAUGAGCCUUUGCCUAGAGAAGAGGGCUGGAGGUGGGAGCGAGGGUUGUCCAAGCCUGCUGUCCUCACCUUGCAGCGAAAAGACCUUUGACUUUAAGGGUGUAAGGAGAAUGAGCACAGCAUUUUCAGAGUGCUCCUACCCAAAGACUGAGGAAGACGAUUGUGUAUCGGACAAAGAAACUCCUGUAAGAUUCCAGAAGAGGCCUUCAAAGGCUGAGUCCUCAGGGAUUUUCCUGCACACUUUCUCUGCACGCAAGGAGACCUCAGCCGUGCUUAGCCGGAUACAAAAGAUUGAACAGGCCUUGAAGGAAAGUCCCUCUCAGUCCCCACCACAGUAUCUUAGCAAUUGCUAUGGCCUUGAUAAGUCCAGACAGAAGUCUUUCACUAUAGGUGGGACUGAGGACUUGGACAGCACUUGUGGCAGCAAGCGGAGCAGCAUCUGCUCUGUUGCCACUGAGCCUGAAGCUUCUCCAGGGCCUGACAGACUCUCUAAGCUCAUGCAGAGGUUCAGUAUCAGCUCUACCAGAUCUGAGAGCCCAGAGCUCCCUUCUGCACAGGACUCUCCUGGAAUCACAGUGAACCCUUUGCCCAAGCCCAAACGAACAUUUGAGUAUGAUGCCAACCGGAACCACAGGGGCUUGUUGACCAACAAUGGACUAUCUUCCACCACUGAAUCUCCCCCUCCACUUCCCUUCACCCCAGCACCAGCUAUAAUGAGAAAUUCCAAAACAGAUGAUAGCUUGCCUAAGAAGACACAAGAAAGAGAAUCUUGUAAGUCAGAGGAUGCUAUGAGCCUGCCAUCUUCAUACCCAUCAUCACCCACAGAGAAUGGCACAGCCUCCACAGAGAACCACAGUCGGCCCAGCUCUAAGAGUACACUUGAGGAGAACGCCUAUGAGGACAUAGUAGAGAAAGAGAAUCCAUAUGAAGAUGUAGAUCCAGUGAGGAGAUGUCUGGCCAGAAAUUCCCGGCUGUUACCCAAAGGGUCUCGGGACUCACUCAACAGGAUAUGGACCUCCCAGGACAGGAAGUCCAUUACACCUCCCCAGCUGCCAUCUAAACCGAGCAGUCAGUCUCUGAAGCUGCCAGGUCCUGCUGACAGGAAGAGCCAGCGCCCAUCCCGCCUCUCUAAGAGGCACAGCCAUGAUGACAUGCUGCUGCUGCCCCAGCUGGGCAUGCCUUCCUCCUCUUGUGGCCUAUUAGAUAACAGCCUGACCUCCGCCACUGAUACCUUGGCCUCCCACAUGCAGAAACGAGUCCCUAAGGUGGUGCAAAGAAUAAACUCAAUCUAUUGUACAAAAAGAGGCAAGAAGAGACUAAAGAAGCUUUCACUUUUAAAUAUCGAAACAGCAUCUCUAAGAGAUGACAACAGCGAGAGCGAAAGUGACUCUGAUGACAGGUUCAAAGCCCACACUCAGAGGCUACUGAAGCUGCAAUCCAUGCUGCGAAGUGCACCCAGUUACAGGACACUGGAGCUGCAGUUGAUCGAGUGGCAGGAAAGGGAGCUUUUCGAGUACUUUGUGGUGGUCUCACUGAAGAAAAAACCCACCAAAAACUCUUAUACUCCAGAAGUCACCUACCAGUUCCCCAAGUUGGAAAGACUCACCAAGCAGAUGAGAGAAGCUGAGCAGAGACUCAAAGCUAUCCCACAGUUCUGCUUUCCAGAUGCCAAAGACUGGAGCCCUGUUUCUGAAUACAACAGUGAGACCUUCUCUUUCAUGCUCACUGGAGAAGAUGGCAGUAGACGCUUUGGGUAUUGCAGGCGGCUUCUGCCAAGUGGGAAAGGGCCUCGCCUUCCUGAAGUGUAUUGUGUCAUCAGCCGACUGGGCUGUUUCAACCUGUUCUCCAAGAUUCUUGAUGAAGUGGAGAGGAGGAGAGGGAUCUCAGCUGCUCUGGUGUAUCCUUUCAUGAGGAGUGUGAUGGAAUCUCCUUUUCCAGCACCAGGCAAAACCAUAAAAGUCAAAACCUUCCUGCCUGGAGCAGGAAAUGAGGUGAUUGAGUUAAGGAGACCAAUGGACUCCAGACUAGAGCACGUGGACUUUGAAAGUCUGUUUAAGUGUCUGAGCGUACGACAGGUGGUACGUGUCUUUGCCUCCCUGUUGCUGGAACGUAGGGUCAUCUUUGUGGCUGACAAGCUCAGUACUCUUUCCAGCUGUGUUCAUGCAGUGGUGGCUUUGCUCUACCCGUUCUCCUGGCAGCAUACCUUCAUUCCUGUACUUCCCACGUCCAUGGUGGACAUUGUCUGCUGCCCCACGCCUUUCCUAGUGGGUAUUCUGUCCAGUUCACUGCCCAAACUGAAGGAGCUACCAGUGGAAGAGGCUUUGAUGGUGGAUCUAGGCACAGACCGCUUCAUCCGACAGAUGGAUGACGAGGCCUCUUUAUUACCACGCAAGCUGCAAGCUGCUCUGGAGCAAGCUCUCGAACAGAGGAAUGACAUCAUCGAUCAAGACUCUGACAGCGAAUCGGAUGAAGAGUGCACUACCACUUUAAACAGUGUGGUAUCAGAGGCAUUCAUCCGCUUCUUCCUGGAGACCAUUGGCCACUAUUCGUUGUUCCUUACCCAGGGCGAUAGGGGAGAGCGCAUCUUCCAGCGCGAAGCCUUCCGUAAGUCGGUGGCUUCUAAAAGCAUCCGUCGCUUCCUGGGUGUCUUCAUGGAGUCCCAAAUGUUUGCUGGAUUCAUCCAGGACAGAGAGAUGAGGAAAUGCAGGGCCAAAGGUCUGUUUGAGCAGAGGGUGGAGCAGUAUCUGGAAGAGUUGCCGGACACUGAGCAGAGUGGAGUCAACAAAUUCCUGAAGGGUUUAGGAAAUAAAAUGAAGUUCCUUCAUAAAAAGAACUAAAAUUGUGAAACCAAAAACUGCGGACAUUUUCUACAAUUGCUAUAUCUUAAAACCUACAGUAACACAGUCAUGUAUGUUAAAGGGAUAGUCCACCAAAAAAUUACAGUUCUCUCAUGAUUUGCUCACCCUCAUGCCAUCCCAGAUGUUUAUGAUUAUCUUCUGCAGAACACAAAAUAAAGAUUUUUAGAAAAAUAUCUCCGCUCUGUCGGUCCAUACAGUGCAAGUGAAUGGUGGCCAGAACUUUGAAGCUCCAAAAAGCAUAUAAAGGCAGUAUUCCAAACAACUCCAGUGUUUAAAUACAUAUAUUUAAAGUAAUUUGAUAGGUGUGGGUCAGAAACAGAUCAAUAUUUAAGUCCUUUUUUACUAAAAAUCUCCACUUUCACAUUCUUUUUCUUUUGUUUUUGGCAAUUCGCAUUCUUUGUGCAGAUCGCCACCUACUAGACAGGGAGGAGAAUGUAUAGUAAAAAAACAGGAAAAAAAACUUAAAUAUUGAUCUGUUUCUCACCCACACCUAUCAUAUAGCUUUUGAAGACAUAGAUUUAACCUUUGGAGUUGUUUGGAUUACUUUUAUGCUGCCUUUAUGUGCAUUUGGACCUUCAAAGUUCUGGCCACCAUUCACUUACAUUGUAUGGACCUACAGAGCUGAGAUAUUCUUCUAAAAAUCUUAGUUUGUGUUCAGCAGAAGAAAGCCAUCUGGGAUGGCAUGAGUGUGAGUAAAUGAUGAGAGAAUUUUCAUUUUUGGGUGAACUAUCCUUUAAAGAAGUGCCGGUUAUGUUGUCUCUGACGUUCACAUUUUUUGUACAUAUUUAUGAAAGCUGUGCCAUUAAUUUCACAUGUAGCUCUGUUUUUAGCUUCCCUGGUACCUUCUGUAUGACACUAGAGUAAUAAUAGGAUGGUACUGAGAGUGUGAAUGGUUAUGUUGCAGUAUAACCUCCACCAUAGAAAUAACUGUGUUGAGCUGGAUGAGAUGUACUGUAUGAAUGGGUACUUACUGCAUGAGAGGAGGUGGAUGUACAGUGGCUGUGUAGUAUUUAAUGCAAGAAUUUCUCUAUGAAUUCUAUUUUGUACAUUUAUUAACACAUGAAGAGUAUAAUUACCUUAUUUACAGUGUUUUAUAAAAAAAAAUCAAUAAAGCUUUUCUGUUAAUUUC